AAAAGAAACAAGAAGAGAAAAUUAAAUGCCAACGAUCUCGUUCCCUGGGAGUCUCGCUUGCUCUCGCUCCCAGUCCCAGACGACUGUUGGGCCGCCGCCGCCCUAGGUCAGGUGCUGAGGCUUUCCUUGGUCUCUUCGCCGGCGACGAGCACCUACCAGGCACGCUUCUAAAUCCGGAGUUGUCAGCGUUCGCUUGAGGUGCCAAACCAGAGCACACCAUCAUGCAGGCUAGCGAUAGAUUCAACAUAAACUCUCAGCUUGAGCAUCUUCAAGCCAAAUAUGUUGGUACAGGGCAUGCUGAUUUGUCCAGAUUUGAAUGGGCUGUAAACAUCCAGAGAGACAGCUAUGCCUCUUAUAUUGGACACUAUCCAAUGCUAGCAUAUUUUGCCAUUGCUGAGAAUGAAUCGAUCGGAAGAGAACGUUACAAUUUCAUGCAGAAAAUGCUGCUUCCUUGUGGCCUCCCUCCUGAGAGAGACGAGGAUUGAGGGACUGGUGCAUAGCUUUAGUGUUUCCAAUGGGGUGUUUGCUUUUGAAUAACCAUACUAAGAAUAGCCACCAUGGACUAUGUUGUGUACUUGUGUUAAAUCUCGUAUGCCUUUGACUUGUUUUCCAUCGGUCUCUAUUGUGAUACAUAAAUAUUUGGAACUUGUAUGCAUUCUGUCAGUGUACUAUUGUAGUAUUCUUAAUGAAAUGCUGGUUCUAUCAGCGUGAAAGGAAAUUUAGUUGAAGA
Messenger RNA from Sorghum bicolor (sorghum), 730 nucleotides. RefSeq lists its product as uncharacterized. Gene Ontology annotation, biological process: mRNA splicing, via spliceosome. The transcript is spliced from 5 exons. The record is from RefSeq and is a predicted model, not a curated record. NCBI's taxonomy places the organism in Eukaryota, Viridiplantae, Streptophyta, Magnoliopsida, Poales, Poaceae. Bases 222 to 485 code for a protein of 87 amino acids. Gene Ontology annotation, cellular component: U2 snRNP; precatalytic spliceosome.